AUGGUGACUUCAGUUGGUGGCCUGCUGGUGCGCCUCGUGGCGGCACUGUGUCUUUUCCAGUACGUCCAGGCUAAGACCGUUACCUAUGAUUUCAAUGUUACUUGGGUCACGGCCAACCCGGAUGGUCUCCUUGAUCGAAAGGUCGUCGGUAUCAAUGGCCAAUGGCCCCUGCCAGUGAUUGAAGUGGACAAGGGUGACCAGCUCGUUGUAAAUAUGUACAAUGGCCUCGGGACUCACAGCACGUCCAUUCAUUUCCAUGGCAUGUUUCAGAAUGGCACCAACGAUAUGGACGGCCCGUCCAUGGUGACCCAGUGCCCUGUCGUGCCAGGCGCCUCAAUUACCUAUAAUUUCACGGUCAAUCAGAAUGGAACCUAUUGGUAUCAUUGUCACACCGAUUUCUGUUACCCGGAUGGCUAUCGCCAGGCAUUGAUCGUGCACGACAAUAGCUCUUACUUCAAUGAUAUGUAUGAUGAGGAGUAUACUAUCACCAUGAGUGAUUGGUACCACGAAAUGGUGGAGGAUAUCAAAUUUAUCGACAAAACCAACCCGACCGGUGCUGAGCCUGUCCCUAAUGCCUUCCUGUUCAACGAUACCCAGGACACUAGGCUCUCGGUGGAACCAGGCAAGACGUACCUGCUGCGACUAGCCAACGUUGGUGCAUUCGUUGCGCAGUAUUUCUAUAUUGAAGAUCACACGUUCAAGAUCGUCGAGAUUGACGGUGUAUACACUGAUCCCACCGAAGCGAGCAUCCUCUAUAUUGCAGUUGCACAGCGAUAUGCGAUUCUUGUAACGGCCAAGAAUUCGACGGACAAGAAUUACCCCAUCGUGACUGUGGCAGACUCCGUGUUGCUAGACAAAAUUCCCUCGGAUCUGCAACUCAACCACACGAAUUGGCUCGAAUAUAACAAGAAUGCCGAUUACCCACAGGCCACCAUUACAGUGGAGACUGCGUCUGAUCUCGAUCCAUUCGAUGAUAUGAGUCUCGUCCCAUACGAUCGUAUGGAAUUACUUCCCGAGCCCGACCUGGUCAUCGAUCUGACCGUCCUCAUGGAGAACCUCGACAACGGCGCUGACUAUGCUCUGCUGAACAACAUUUCCUACACCAAACCCAAAGUGCCUACCCUCUACACAGUCUUGUCAGCCGGCAAUCUCGCCACUAACGCCGAAGUCUAUGGCGACUUCACCCACUCGGUGGUCCUAGAGCACAACCAAGUUGUUGAAAUCGUCCUCAACAACGGCGAUGGAGGCUCGCACCCAUUCCACAUCCACGGGCACAACUUCCAGUUGCUCGAGCGCGUCCCUUCCUACGGUAGUCACUUCUACGACUACGCUGAUGGCGACCCACUCACCUACGACCCGAACAACCACACCGCAUUCCCCAAAUUCCCAGCUCGCCGCGACACCCUGGUACUCCCGCCACAAGGCUACUUCGUCGUGCGCUUUGUCGCUGAUAACCCGGGAGUCUGGCUGUUCCACUGCCACAUUGACUGGCAUCUGCAGCAAGGACUGGCAAUGACCUUCGUCGAGGCACCUAUGCAAUUGCAGGAGAGUUUGACCAUCCCACAGAACCACUACGACGCCUGUAAUGCAGCGGGCGUCAAGUUCGAGGGUAACGCCGCAGGUAACACGGAGAACUAUCUUGACCUGUCGGGCCAGAACAAACAGGUUGGCUGGCUACCCGCUGGGUUUACAACAAAGGGUAUUGUCGCACUCGUGUUUUCGUGCGUGUCCGCAUUCCUGGGUAUGGCGUUUAUCUCAUUUUAUGGUGCGUCUGGCAUGCAGAAUGCGAAUAAGAAGCAGGAGGCCGAGCAGACGGAAAGAGACGGCACUACGUCGACGGAUAGUUGA
Messenger RNA from Penicillium daleae, 1848 nucleotides. It is a transcript of the gene fetC, whose product is annotated as putative ferrooxidoreductase Fet3. The transcript has a single exon. The coding region runs from base 1 to 1848 and encodes 615 amino acids. The record is from RefSeq and is a predicted model, not a curated record. Gene Ontology annotation, biological process: cellular response to iron ion starvation; reductive iron assimilation. Gene Ontology annotation, molecular function: ferroxidase activity; copper ion binding. NCBI's taxonomy places the organism in Eukaryota, Fungi, Ascomycota, Eurotiomycetes, Eurotiales, Aspergillaceae. Gene Ontology annotation, cellular component: high-affinity iron permease complex.